Messenger RNA from Dreissena polymorpha, 7112 nucleotides. Its product is annotated as discoidin domain-containing receptor 2-like. Gene Ontology annotation, molecular function: ATP binding; collagen binding; protein tyrosine kinase collagen receptor activity. NCBI's taxonomy places the organism in Eukaryota, Metazoa, Mollusca, Bivalvia, Myida, Dreissenidae. Gene Ontology annotation, cellular component: signaling receptor complex. The record is from RefSeq and is a predicted model, not a curated record. The transcript has 17 exons. Gene Ontology annotation, biological process: cell surface receptor protein tyrosine kinase signaling pathway; positive regulation of kinase activity; protein phosphorylation. Bases 579 to 3494 code for a protein of 971 amino acids.
UAGCGUAGAAUGCUCUCUGUAUUGUACUGAAUUCUUUGGAUUUUAUUCGAAUGCGUUUGAUUCUAUCUUGCAAACACGACAUUAAUAAAUGUGUUUUUAAUUUACCAAAAGUGAGAAGGUUUUCACAUUUGGAAUUAAUACUUACAGCGCACUAUUAUGGAAUUAUUUUGAAAAGUGAUUAAGGAGGUGAUAAUAUUGUUUUUUUACGAAAUAGCACAAAAGUCAAUAAUAUAUCGAUACAUUUGAUGUUGAUUUAAGAAAGAUAUGGAUUUAAUGGAUAAUUCAACGAGCAAUUCUGUGAAAAUGGAUUUGAGAUAAUAAUGGACUUUUUUUAUUUGAUUUUAUAACAAGAGUACACAAACAUCUUUUAUGGAACGUUGUGAGUUAAAUAUGUAAUAAUAUAAUUACAUAUCCAGGGCUGCUAAUAACGUGUCAUACAAAACAUGAAUUUGUUAAAAAAUGUUGAAAGUACAUCUUUACGACAAGGCGAUUAACAUUUCUGUCUGAUAAUACGUAAGUGUUUUGUAAGUACCAUUAUUGAUGUGUUUUUCGUGUCGGGGCAUUCACAGAUUCUGUUGAUGGUUUUGCGAAAAGUGAGUGGAUUUAUUCACAUCUUCAGUAUGGAACCAAAGUAUUAUGCAUGUGUGUGGAUUUUAUUCCAUGGAUUUAUAUGGCAGCUGACCGCCCUGGACCUUUCCUCUGAUGCCGGCCAGCACAACUUCAAAAAACGAACUCAGUGUCGUGACUCUCUGGGCAUGCAGUCCGGAGCCAUUCCUGACUCAGCCAUCACAGCCAGCUCCUCUUUCGAUGAUGACACAGUCGGACCGAAGUUUGCAAGGAUACGUACCGAGACGAUGGGAGGUGCCUGGUGUCCCAAGCCAAUGAUCAGCCAGAACUCGUAUGAGUAUCUGCAGAUUGACCUCGGAAAACUCUCCGUGGUAACCAUGGUGGAGAUUCAGGGACGCUUUGGGAACGGUCAGGGUCAGGAGUACACAGAGCAGUUCUUGCUGGAAUAUCAAAGGGAGGACAUGGGCGAGUGGAUGAGAUUCAGGAACAAGCAGGGGCAGGAGUUGUUCAAGGGCAAUGAGAACACGUACCUGACGGAGAUGAGGGAGGUAACUCCACCAAUCAUUGGCCGCCGUGUCAGGUUCAUCCCGUAUAGCAAGACUCUCCGUACCGUGUGUAUGAGGGUUGAGAUAUAUGGCUGCAAGUGGGAAGAUGGUGUGGUGUCAUACAGCGUACGUCAGGGAGACAGACGUGGCUCCGAGCUGGACUUUGUGGACUUCACGUACGACGGCAUGAUCCAGGAGAACUUCCUGUUGGAGGGGCUGGGUCAGCUAACAGACGGGGAGAUAGGGGACUACAACUUCAGGCUCGACAACGAAGAACUGCGCAUCAAGGGAUAUGAGUGGGUGGGCUGGCGUAAUGACACACAGGACUUCGAGGGCCCUCUGAUCAUCACGUUCAAAUUUGACCAAGUACGCAAUUUCAGCAAAGUCUUCAUCAACUGCAACAACCUCUUUUCAAAGGACGUUCGUGUUUUCAAGGUGGCGCUGGUUUACUUCAGCGUUGGUGGGAAUCUCUACCAGAACUCGCCAGUCAAGUAUGACUUUAUUCGGGACGACGUAGUGGAGUAUUCGAGACCUGUGAUGAUCAAACUGAACAACAACGUAGGCCAGUACGUCCGUCUGCAGUUGUACUUUGAUGCCAAGUGGAUCAUGAUCAGUGAGGUGCAGUUCAUAUCAGAGCUUGUGACAGGCAACUUCACAGAGGAGGUUCCCCCUGCGACCUUGAAACCCCCGCUGGUGCCUCCCAAACCAGAAGACAAGUACUAUGAACAUGAGCUGAGCAUCGGCAAGGAUGGCAAGGGUACGCAGGUUGGCAAUGUAGAGCCAGAGAAAGCUACCAAACAGCAGACACCAGGAAGUGACAUCAUCAGUAUCAUCAUCGGUUCUCUGGCGGGGCUCAUCGCCAUUCUCAUCGCCAUUGUGAUCUUCAUAGUGUGCCGACACCGGCAUAAAAAGAACAACAACAACCGUCGCAUGAAGACAGCCAUCGCAGACACAAAUAACCAGAUGGCGGUCAACAUGUCUGACCUGCGGGGGACACAUAACAACGGCAAGGUGCUCAAUGGACACAUGUACAACGGGGUUCCUCUCACGGAGCUUGAGUCUGACAGGGAAUGCUGCAGUGUUGAGCGCCCAAAGCACAAUGGUUAUCGCGAACCAAAAGACUCGGUUAUCGUAAAUAGGGGCAGCUUGGCCCCUAAUUUGACUGACCUCCCAGAAUUACCUUCACCAGCAGAAAGCCAGGAUUACGCUGUCCCCGAUGUUACCAAGUCAGCUCUGAUGACCUUUCCACAGGCGCGCAAGCAGAACAACCUUGACAAGCCACCCCCACAGUAUGAUGCCCUCUAUGCUGCAGCCGACAUUGUCAGCACCCAGGUCCCCAAUAUACCUUCACUACAGGGUGUGAGUGGCAACAAUGUGUACGCUGUUCCCAAUGCAGAGCUGCUUCUUAGCAUUGAUGUUUCUGUCAACGAAUUCCCACGUGAGAACCUACGCUUCAUCGAGGUGUUGGGACAGGGGCAGUUUGGAGAGGUUCACCUGUGUGAUGCAGUGAACAUGAGUCAUUUUGUGGAGGAGGAUUUCAUAAUGAACCGCACACUGUCCAGACCAUGCCUGGUGGCCGUGAAAAUACUCAGAAACAACGCAGAGGACAGAGCAAGAAAGGACUUUCUGAAGGAGAUCAAGAUCAUGUCCCAGCUACGGGACCCCAAUAUCGUUCGUGUCCUGGGCGUGUGUACGGGGGAGGAGCCAUUGUGUAUGAUAGUGGAGUACAUGAAGUAUGGAGACCUCAACCAGUUUCUGCUCGACCACGUGCUGGAGACACCUUCUGCACAGGCUAUCAAUGCUAAAAUACUCAGCUACGGGUGCCUGAUCUACAUGGCGUCCCAAAUUGCCUCCGGCAUGAAGUACCUCGAGUCUCUGAACAUGGUGCAUCGUGACCUCGCUGUACGCAACUGCCUUGUUGGCAUGAACUUUACUAUCAAGAUUUCUGAUUUUGGGAUGAGUCGGAGUUUGUACAGUGCUGACUAUUACAAGAUAGAGGGACGAGCUGUGCUUCCGAUACGAUGGAUGGCGUGGGAAUCUAUACUACUGGGCAAGUUUACGACUAAGUCAGACGUCUGGUCAUUUGGAGUGACGCUAUGGGAAAUAUUGACUUUUGCUCGUGAUCAACCGUAUCAUAAUCUAAGUGAUGAUCAAGUGAUAGCCAACGCAGGACAUUUGUACAGAAACGACGGACAGCAGAUAGUUCUACCGCAGCCCAUUGUUUGCCCCCGUGAGAUUUAUGACAUGAUGGUCGAAUGUUGGAACCGCUCUGACUGUGAGCGACCCACAUUCAAAGACAUUCACAUGUUUUUGUUACGAAAGAACAUGGGAUACAAUCCAAAGGAUGAAAAGUUGAACCAAUUAAAAAUUCCAGUGUGUUAGUUAUGGUGACUUAUACUGGUAGAUAUCGAAAUCGAACUGAGACAACAAAGCUAUUGUGUCCUUCAGUUAUCUGCCAAGAAUUGGAAGCAAUAUUAAAUGCUGUGAGAAAAGCAUAUAGAAGAGUUGUUAUUCUAGCAGAGCGCUCUCCGUUUGUAAACAAAAGUGUCAACAAUAAAAACAGUGAAGAUCCAAACAAUAUUAUCAACGGUAAAUACAGAGAGGCAUCCAAAUGAAUAAACAAUUUUGUCAACGGUAAAUGCAGAGGAGAUCCAAAUGAGUGUAACAUGAGGCUUGGAUAUGGUAUUUUAGCAUAUUGUUUUAUUUGAAAGAAAGCUUAAAGCCUUUAACUCUUCGGUUGGCGUCCCAUUGUGCUAUUUACUAAAAAACAUCUCAGUCCACGACUUGACUAACUCAAAUAACUUAUAUCAUUCAUUUCUUAUUUUGUGCUAACUGUUAUAUUGUUAUAUAUCUGGUAUAUAUUUUUCAAAGUUUUUAAAAACCCUGCUGUGUUUGCAUUAAACUGUACACUUUUCUUUGUUGUACUUAUUUGGAAUAAAAAAAAGCUAUUUAUGGUAGAUCUAUAUUGAAGUCCUGUACAUAGUAAAAAUAAAUCCGAUUUAAAAAAAAGUACCGUACUAUGAACACUAUUAUUUUAAAAUGCAGAGUUCUUAUGCAUUAAUUUGUCAUAUUUAUGCCCCCCUUCGAAGAAGAGGGGGUAUAUUGCUUUGCUCAUGUCGGUCGGUCGGUAGGUCAGUCGGUCCGUCCACCAGGUGGUUUCCGGAUAACUCAAGAACGCUUGGGGCUAGGAUCGUGAAACUUCAUAGGUACAUUGAUCAUGACUCGCAGAUAACAAAAAUAAUUUACUGGUAGACAAACAUUUUAAUGGCAAGUUCAGAAUAUCUUUCAGCUUACAAUGGCCUUGUGCUAUAUUUUGUGCCUGAUUUUAUCGGAGAUGUUUAAAUGUAAACAAAGAUGAUGAAAGUCAUAAUUGUAUCAAAAACAAAAUCUCACUUAGACAAAAUUAAAACAAACCACUUUUGUUGGUACAAUUGUGAAGUUGUAAUGUGAACUGCCUUAAAUGAUUAAAUACCAUGUUUGGGGUAGCAUAAUUCAACUGUUUAUGUAAGAAUAGUAUUUGUGUGAUACAUUAUGCUCAGAAGACUUCAAAAUCUGAUACAGUUUGUUCAUAUUCGAUAUCUUCAUAACUUUUCAAUAUCUAAUCUUUGUAUGCUUCAUAAUACCAUUGAACAUUGCCCUGUCAUUCUUUGUUACCGGUUUUAGUGCCAUUUUUGUGUUGUUGUUAAUUUUAUUUUGUAAUUAUACUGAAGUUGUUAACAUAUUUACCUUUAAAAAUAUUGUAUGCUUGUUGAAUUUUUUAUUCAUUACUGAACAGUGUAAAACAUUUUUAAUUUGUCAUUCCCCAUCGUCUUCUAUUUGGUCUAGAUUGUUCAGUUUUCAUGAUAGACUUCAUGCAACCCCAUCUGUCUUAAUGGAAACAUUUACACCUUGCUCUGUGUAAAGGAGUUUAAUGCAUGUGGGUAAAGUGUCGUCCCAGAUUAGCCUGUGCAUUCCACUUGGGCCAAUUAGGGACAACACUUUCCGCCUAAACUGGAUUGUUGCUAAGAAGAUACUUUCUUUAAACAGAAAAUACCAUAAAAGUGGAACGUGUUGUCCCUGAUAAGCAAACUGCACAGGCUAAUUUGGGACAACACUUUAAAUACGCACAUGCAUUAAACCCCCUUUUCACAGAGCACGGCUCAUUUGUUUAUACAUUUCCUUCUGGCCAUGAAAUCCAUUCCAGGUUUACAAGUUAUGAUAAUGAGCUGUAAGUUCUGCAUGGCAUAAGUUCUGCUGGUGAACCAUUUUAUAACUGAUAUAGCUCUAGCCAAAGUUUGGUUACUCUAUUGACAUAUAAAACAUGAAAUAUCAAUUUUAUUUCAUGUACUGAUAGUGGUAUCUGAUAAUAUACGAAAAAAGCUAAAAAUAUUUAGACUGUUAAUUGCAAGGACAUAUAUUUGAAUUACAUGUACCAAUUUAAGAUCACUAUGUUUGAAUGUCAUCUAUAAAUUGCUACUUAAAAAGAUAAUAAUAACAUCAUCUAAGGUAUAAAUGCAGAGGGACAUAUAUUUAAUUUCUGCUAUUGCCUCAUCAGUUAUCUCAGUAAAAAUGACUGCACGUAUGGUUAAAAUUGUAUCAUCUCGUUAUCAUCAAUGUUGUGAUUGUCAUGAUACAUGUUGUAUUUUUGUUGUGCAAAUUGGAAAGAAAUUAGUACGUUCCAAAAUGCUGUUUUUUUUAUACUGUAUUGUAAAGAAUACAAUAGCCUUACUCCAUUAAUGUUAAUGUGAGUUUUGACUAUUGCAUGCGCCUUAAUCACCUAAUUACCUCCAUUAAAAGCCACUUGUAUAUUUCUGCAUAAAAUCAACAAUAUGUGAACAUUUGGAUUUAUUUCCUUUGGCUCUAAAACCAAAUUAUAAUUAACGUGAAUGUAUGACUAAAUAAGGAAAAUAUUCCCUUUAAGUACACUAAGUUAACCUUAAAUUUUGUAUUUUUUAAAAUUGUGAGAAAUUCAUUACAUGUAUAUGGAUAUAAUUUUUAUUACGUUAUGCCAUAAUUGAUUAAUAUAGGUAAGCGACUUUGGGCCUUUCAGGCCCUCUUGUUUCUAAAAUGUUGGUGCUUAAUACUUGUAAAACGAAAAGUUGUAAAAUUAUUUAUUAAAACAAUCGUUUUUUACCUACAUACUUAUACAUAAAUUAGCCAGCUUAUCUGUGGUUAGAUUGAAUUUGUUAACUAUGAGCCAUUACAUUUAACGAGUACCAAAUCAUGCUUUAAUCAUUUAGCAGUUGUAUCUGCCUAGCACUUCAAACAUUUGUUUUGAUGGUUUUUGUCUGUAGCUUCGGUAUAAAUAAAGACAUAUAUACACAUUAUGAUCAGGACACAUGUUUAUCUAUAAAUUGUUUGUUUAUUAUUUACUGUUUGAUUAAUCAGAAAUGUUAAAUGAUAAAAUAUGCUUUCAAAGAUAUGUAAAACAAAAAUAGCAUGUUAGGUUUGUAUGAAGUUUUCGAAGUUUGAAUCAAGAGUUUUAUUCAGAUUUACCAAUUAAACUAACAAAAGUAGUAAGUUCACUAAAUAUGUUGUUAUUUUAAUUAAUAUAAAUACAUUAUAAUUUUAGUUUCACUAAUAACAUGUCCAGUAUUUGAAUACUUUUGAAUUGGUCUGUAAAAUAGUUUCUUUGGGCACAUGAAUCAAACUGUUCAUAGAACUAUUAUAUAUAGUCAGAUUUAAGGUUUGUGUGUUAUUUUUGUGUUCCAAGUGUCUAUUAAUAUUUGCUUAGGCAGUGCUCCAGCUAGAAUUUGAAAAGGGCAGGGUGGCUUUUUUGUCAAAAGGGCACUUUCGACGCGCAGUAUUUUGUGAAAAGGGCACUUUCGACGCGCAGUAUUUUGUGAAAAGGGCACGUUCGAGCGCGCAGGUGUUUCUGGAAUGCUUUCUAUUGCAUGUUAAUUUAUAUGCUAUAAAUAAUUGUAUUAUUCCCAUUAUUACUAAACCAUUCAAAUAUAAUGUCUACAAUGAGGAUUAAACUAAUUACAAUGUAAUAAGAGAUUUAUGAAUUAUCAUAUGUAA